GUCUGGAGAGUGUGACUUCUCUGGUGUGUGUACACACAUACUCUGUCUUGCUUUUUCGUCGUUGCAACCAGCAGACUUGUCACCCGACAACGACGGCCGCGGGAAUGGCGUCUCCCGUGGUAGAGAGCCGCAUCGAGCCUCACAAGAAGGCGCACUUCACCCUCCAUCUCAGCGACCGCAUACGGAACAACGAUGAUGCGGUCGAGUACAGCAGUGUAAAAUACAAUCACAAGCCUUCACAGACAUCCGACAAUCGUUCUACGACACUCUCGGCCCCUUCAUCGACAAACACCUGUAGCCUGCGCAUCGAUGACACGAGCGAAUCUGGCGACCAGGAUGUCUUCACCUUCACGGGGCAAAAGUCACAGCCAAAGAAGUCAUACGUCCUCAUCUUGGAUCCCGCCAGCCAGCAAGCAACCCUAGAGCCGCUCUCGAGUAGCUACACCUUCAAUCUUGCCACAAGGAACGGCAAAGACAUAUCGUCACAGCACGCCAAAAUAUAUCCCAAGAAACUCAAGGAUGAUGCGCAAGACAAAGACCAGGACGACGACUUGUUUGGCGAGGCGGCUGCAGACGACGAGGGAGGUGAUCCUGACCCCGACAACCCCUAUGAUUUCAGGCACUUUUUGAGCAAGGAAAAGGCGAAGAGAGGGGACGAGUCCGACUACCGCUAUGCAUCAUCGCCAGAGCACCGAGCCGGCACAGGCAGCGCGGCUCAUACACCGCAAUUUGGGGCUCGCGCGCCCCCCGCUGCUGCUCCCGUGCGGAAGCCCGCUGCAGCUGCUGCGCCCAAGAAGCGCAAGACUACGACCACAAACCCUAUGGUGAAGCCCAAAAAGGCUCAGCCACCACCGGCCGUCCGUCUUCAACGUACAGCAACAGAACCUGCCGCCAAGCCAAAGGGCAAAUCCACCGCACCACCCGCCUCCAAGAUCAAAUCUGCCGAGGUGAUACACUCAUCCGACGAGUCCGACGGCGAAAUUGCAUCCUCGCCAGCGCCCCCAUCCCUGGCGCCUGAACAAAACCAGCGGCACCACCACGACCAAGAUGAGGCAGAGGAUGAAUCAGAUGACGACGGCGGUCUCGAAAUCGAAGUACCCGAUGCGCGCCCACCACGGCGCAAGAACGGCGCAUUGGCAGCUCGCAGUCUGGGCCACAACCUUGGUGCUGGAUAUAUGCGUUCGCCAUCCAAUGGCCCCAUAUCUCUUGCCAGCGCAGCCAACAGCGACGUAGAGGGCUCUCCUAACCCACACGCACGCAACCGGAACACACAGGAUGAGAUUGACUUUGGUGAUUUGGGCGGUGAUGAUGCUGAAGGCGACGAUGACGAUGAGGAAGAAGAGGAUGCAGAAGAGUACGAGUACAAUGACAGAGACGUCGAGCCCAUGGAUAUUGGACCUCCUGUACAGCCAGAUACGACCAGUCACGACCACAAACACGGCGCAAUUGCAGAAAUUCCCGCCGAUGAUGACGAAGACGAUCUAGAAGAGUUGAUGAGGAGAGGACUGGAAGGUGGAGAUAGUAGUGAAGAAAGCGAAGAGGAGUGAAAAUCACGCUCUGCUUUCCAUUCAUCUAUUCUAACCUCAGCGCCCGACCAAAGACGAUGUGCGACCAAGAAGUCGCAACCAGUCAAGCUACAGGAGAUGAUGGGACUGACCCGCCAUGGUACAUCUUAUGGAUAUUCCGUUUCAUCCAUCUUCUCCAUAUACAAGCGAAGAAUCUCGGGAUGACAGGCCUUGCGCAGGCACAAAUGGCUGCAUGAGCAGUGACCCUUAUUUUCUUGGCUAUUGAAAUGAUGACGGGUCCUGCCGUGUUGCGGGCAGAUAGACUGCAUAACCAUGCACUUAAUGAUAACAUAUGAACUCAGACCUUGUAUAACUCAAUGAACUACUCCAGUCUAAAAAUAGCAAGCCCACGCGUUCGGUCAUCACAUGCAUAUUUGC
Molecule: messenger RNA, 1943 nt
Organism: Bipolaris maydis ATCC 48331
Lineage: Eukaryota; Fungi; Ascomycota; Dothideomycetes; Pleosporales; Pleosporaceae
Source: RefSeq, a predicted model, not a curated record